Messenger RNA from Lactuca saligna, 441 nucleotides. The record is from the annotation of a GenBank genome assembly. NCBI's taxonomy places the organism in Eukaryota, Viridiplantae, Streptophyta, Magnoliopsida, Asterales, Asteraceae.
AUGGCGAGGCGAGGGCAGUUCUUCGGACCGGAGGCUCGCAGCUGGCUGGCUCGUAUUGGACUAACCCUUGGUCCAAUGGAAAGACGACACCUGCGGAGGGGGCUGGUCCGAGGCGUGCGAGGGGUGUGCGAGGAGCGUGCGAGGGUGAGGUCCGCUCCGAAAGACUUCCAGAAGCUCAAGCUCGGAAAGAUUUACAAGGAAGGAUGGUUUGUUAUUUACACUGCGAGAGAUCGUCCAAGUGCAGAUCGACGCAAGUUAUACUUUCAUGUUGACGACAAGCACCUGUUUGUUACUUCUUGUUUGGAGUUCAUUCUGGAACUUGUUGCGAAGUAUAAGGGCAACAACAAAGAUGAUGUGAAGUGCUUCACUGAUGUGAUCACUUGGUAUAUUCAUGUUCGUAAGUUGCUGCUGACUUUUAUUCCUAAAGUCUAUAAAGUGUAG